This is a messenger RNA of Trichomonas vaginalis G3, 801 nucleotides long. RefSeq names its product protein of unknown function, DUF4106 family. The record is from RefSeq and is a predicted model, not a curated record. The transcript has a single exon. The coding region runs from base 1 to 801 and encodes 266 amino acids. Lineage: Eukaryota; Parabasalia; Trichomonadida; Trichomonadidae.
AUGAACAUGGCUGAGGGAAAUAUAACACCUGACGUUCUAGAACAUUUAUCUCAAAGAACUACACAGAACCAUAGAGAUGGUAUAUUUGGUGAAGAGUUUAGAAAGAAAGUUAGGGAGAGAGAAGGAAGAGAACCUAUUGUACAUGACCUUGCAAACGAAAGUUUGCAAAAUGUCAUGAAAACUUACUUUGCAGACAAUGAACUGAGAAGGGAUGAAUAUUUAAGAAAACUCAAAUGGACAGUACCAAAUGAAAUGUUAGUAUUGAAAAACAUGUUCCAUGACAAAAUAAAACCAACUACAGAAAUAAAUGAUGCAAGACUGAAACGUUGGGUAAAAGCUUUCCCAUUCACAAAAGAUAUUAUUGGUUACAUGGAAAGAAAACCAGAAUGGCUACAAAAACAUAUAUUUGGAAACGAGCUUAUUCCAUAUGGACAAGCUCUGUUUGAAGAGCUUGAACCGGAAACUCAGGAAAGAGUCAUGCAAACAAUAAGCGAAGACUCAAAUACAAACUAUGACAAAAUCUUUCUAGGAUAUAGGUUACCUGAGAUGGGCGACCAGAGCCCAAAGGCAAAAAGGUCAUGGGAAAUUUACAACAUACUAGGUGAACAUGAGGCAAAGAUGCUACAACUUGAAGCAGAGGGCAAGUUACCAAAAGCGACACCAAAGAAGAAGAGAAGAGUAGAACAAUGUGAAAGUAGUGAAGAAGUAACUUCAUCUAGUGAAAGUAGUGGCAAUGAAGGAAAAAGAAGAGUUAAAAACUCAGUCAGGAAGAAAGUAAAGCUUGGUCCGAAACAAUUAUGA